AUGGUGUGUAUAUCCCAUGCGCUGCUCAUGCUCCCAUUCCUGGGCUCUGUAGCGUAUGCGCAGGAAGUAUAUGAUGUCUUGAACAUGCUCACGCUAAUUCACCUAGGCUGCGAACGUCGACGAGAUCGGGAUCGUGUGCGCGGUGACAUAACGCCGGAUCCGGCCAUCGCCGCCCAGGAGAGAUUCUAUUGUGAAGACUGUGUCUGCGAGAACAAGCUACUGGGUCUGGACAAUCCCAAGUUUGGGGGCAAUUGGACCGAGAUAUUCAAGGGCUGGGAUUGGUAUGGCGGCUUGUGUCCUCGCGACUGGCUCUUCAAGUGGGGACACUGGGAUGUGGAGCCCUGGCAGGACCUAGAGUAUCCGCCGAAUGAUGGAUUUAAAGCCGGCUCUCUACCAGGAGGACCUCGGGUUGGCAGCUGUGUGGACCGCUUCGGCAGUCCUUAUGGUGGUUUUCUGGCCGAUCUGGGUACCAAGUACAGCGAACGGUCUAUCCCGCCGAAGAACUUGAUAACGUAUCCGAAUAGCCCGCAGUUCAACUACUAUGUUUAUAAGGUGAAGGAGCAAUUCAUUGCCCAGAAAGGGGAGAUUGCUCCGUGGUUCGGUCAACCUGGGGGUGGCAUCCAGUGGUAUGUGGCUAACGGCCUGAAGGACUUGGUAAAAUAUGGCGUUCUUGAACCCACCAACGUCGAAGAGUGUCCUAAGGAUGGCGUUAUGGAAUGGGAUGAAGGAGCAAAUGCUCCUAGCUUGGAGGCGUGGGAGAGUCUGGAGCCGGCGCAAGGGGACCCAAUGUUCUAUCAUUGA
This is a messenger RNA of Aspergillus neoniger CBS 115656, 801 nucleotides long. RefSeq names its product TNT domain-containing protein. NCBI's taxonomy places the organism in Eukaryota, Fungi, Ascomycota, Eurotiomycetes, Eurotiales, Aspergillaceae. The coding region runs from base 1 to 801 and encodes 266 amino acids. The transcript is spliced from 2 exons. The record is from RefSeq and is a predicted model, not a curated record.